AUGAAAAAAUUAAAUAAGUUUAUUACUUUAUUAUUAAUUUCAUUGCAUAUUUUAUAUGUAACUUAUGUUUCCGCUGAUUUACCAAUACAUGUAGAAAUUAAGGAUUUGCUUGGUAAAUGGAAGUUAUAUAGGACUAAAACAUCACCUGAAUUACUUACUUGUGGUUCGACACAACCUAAUAACAAUCUAAAUAAUCUCAAAAUAAAAGAUUACAAACAAUUUUUAAUUGACAAUCAUUAUCCAUUUGAUUCAGAAUUAAAUGUAGUUUUAUCAAGUGAUUUUGUUAAAUAUGGCGAUUUUCAUGAUGUAACUGGUAAUGAACACAGAAAAAAUUGGAACGUCUUAGCAGUAUAUGAUGAAAAAAAAAGAAAAAAGAUUGGUACAUGGACCACUAUAUAUGACCAAGGUUUUGAAAUCAGAAUAGGUAAUGAAACAUACACCGGAUAUAUGCAUUAUGACCCAACUGGAAGAUGUGCCGAACCUGCCAAUGAUGAUGUCACAAAUUCUAAUGGAGAAACAAUAUGUUAUACUACGAAUUUUAAUAAAACAAGAUUAGGAUGGAUGGACAUAGAUAAUAAAAAUAAUGAGAAAUUACAUGGCUGUUUUUAUGCUGAAAAAUACGAUACUACUCAUGAGCCUAAUAAUUCUAGAAGCAUAUUAGAUAGCUCUACUAGUGGUACAACAGAGCCAGUAAUCAAUGAAAAUAAAACACCCGCAUCAAAUCAAAUGGCUGAUUUUGAUACAUAUGAACCCAAAACAUAUAUUAAAGCUGAUAAACUUAACAUUAAUGAAAAUUCUGAAAUGUAUUGGCAUAAAAUGAAGUAUUCUGGACAUAAAGUGCCAUUACCAGAAUACAUGCUUAAGGUCCAAAAACAAAAAUUUGCAUGCCCAUGUAAUCCAAAUGAAGAUAUAGAUAAUGAAAGAAGUGACGCAGAUCCAGAUACCCCAGUUUCUCCAAAUAUGAUAGAAUUGGGUAAUUCUAAUGUCGAAACAAAUGAACUAGAUUUAAAUGCAUAUGAAGAAAUAAAAAAAGCAAAACAUACCGAAUUAGAAUUAAAUGAAAUGCCCAAAAAUUUUACAUGGGGUGAUCCAUUUAAUAAUAAUGUAAGAGAAUAUGAAGUAGUAGAUCAAUUAUCAUGUGGUUCAUGCUAUAUUGCAUCUCAAAUGUAUGUAUUUAAAAGAAGGAUUGAAAUUGGUUUAACAAAACUUCUUGAAACUAAAUACAAUAACGAUUUUGAUGAUGCUUUAUCAUUACAAACAGUUUUAUCAUGUUCAAUUUAUGACCAAGGUUGCCAUGGUGGUUAUCCAUUCUUAGUUUCAAAAAUGGCUAAAUUACAUGGUAUACCUCUUAAUGCUGAUUUUCCAUAUACUGCUAAAGAAAGUACCUGUCCAUACCCUAUGAAUAAAGGCAUACCUUUAUCAAUGAUGGAAGCUGAUUUAAUAAAUAGAUCAGAAAGUGUUUCUAAAGAGAUUAAACCCUCAUUUAGAGAAACUGGUGCUUCAGCAUCAAUAGAAAAUAGUGAUGUAUCUGAUUUAGGUGAUCCAAAUAGAUGGUAUGCUAAAGAAUAUAACUAUGUUGGUGGAUGUUAUGGAUGUAACCAAUGUGACGGAGAAAAAAUAAUAAUGAAUGAAAUAUAUAGAAAUGGUCCAGUUGUAGGAUCUAUUGAAGUAACUCCCAACUUUUAUGAAUAUGUUGAUGGUGUUUACUAUGACCCACGUUUUCCACAUGCCAAAAAAUGUACUAUAGAUGUUCAUAAAGAUAGCAACUAUGUUUAUAAUAUAACUGGAUGGGAAAAAGUAAACCAUGCUAUUGUUAUUUUAGGAUGGGGAGAAGAAACUAUAAAUGGAAAACUUUACAAAUACUGGAUUUGCAGAAACAGCUGGGGAAAUACCUGGGGUAAAGAAGGAUACUUUAAAUUGAUCAGAGGAAUCAAUUAUAUUUCUAUUGAAAACCAUGCUAUUUAUAUUGACCCAGAUUUCACCCGUGGUGCUGGUAAAGUACUUUUAGAUAAAAUGAGAAAAAAAUAA
Messenger RNA from Plasmodium vinckei vinckei, 2028 nucleotides. Its product is annotated as dipeptidyl aminopeptidase 1, putative. Bases 1 to 2028 code for a protein of 675 amino acids. The transcript has a single exon. The record is from RefSeq and is a predicted model, not a curated record. NCBI's taxonomy places the organism in Eukaryota, Apicomplexa, Aconoidasida, Haemosporida, Plasmodiidae. Gene Ontology annotation, molecular function: cysteine-type endopeptidase activity. Gene Ontology annotation, cellular component: lysosome.